AUGGCGCUGAAGGCAUGCGUGGAGGGAUGGAAGCACUUGAGGAAAAUUCUCGUGGUGGAUGAAACUCAUUUGUUUGGGAAGUACAGGGGAUGUCUCUUGACGACCAGCGGUCAGGACGCCAAUUUUCAAGUAUUCCCUAUAGCUUUUGCCGUAGUUGAUAGCGAAAACGACUUGUCCUUCUCUUGGUUUUUCAAGAAUUUAGUUGAUAUCAUUGACGACAGUUCUGAACUGGCGAUAAUUUCUGAUAGAAGCCCAUCAAUCAAGAGCGAGAUACGGAAAUGGUUUCCAAGUUCCCACCACGGAACAUGUCUUACACAUCUAACAAGGAACGUGGACGACCACUACAAGCGUAGGCAUCAGAGAGAACUAGUCCAACAGACUGGAGAGGCAUUUACAGUGGCGAAAUUCAAGAAGUAUUACGGUAUGCUGAACGCGGCAGAUAUACCAUGUUGGAGGUACAUGGAGAAAAUUGAAGUAUCACAGUGGACACGGGCUUAUUUUCCCGGUAACAAAUAUAAUUUGAUGUCUAGAAACAUUGCAGAAGCCCUCAACGCCGCAUUACUCCCUGCGAGGGAGAGCCCUAUCGCCGGCUUGUUUGAAUUCAUUCGUAGAAUGCUGUGCAUAUGGUUUGAGAGCAGGAGACAGAAAAUAGAGAAAAUGUAUGGUGACAUACCCGAGGAAGUGGAUUAG
Molecule: messenger RNA, 690 nt
Organism: Microthlaspi erraticum
Lineage: Eukaryota; Viridiplantae; Streptophyta; Magnoliopsida; Brassicales; Brassicaceae
Source: the annotation of a GenBank genome assembly